Messenger RNA from Bursaphelenchus okinawaensis, 1944 nucleotides. NCBI's taxonomy places the organism in Eukaryota, Metazoa, Nematoda, Chromadorea, Rhabditida, Aphelenchoididae. The record is from the annotation of a GenBank genome assembly.
AUGGCUUCGGAAAAGCUGGUGAUCGACCCUGCGGUCGACAACGUUGUGGUAGACAAUGGAGACACUCAAGUCAAGUUCACCAAAGAUGGAGAAAGUAUUGAUUUGAAGCCGGAACAGAAGCUGAUUGGCCUGACCAAGGAGCAGCUCGAGAAGUAUCGUAAUGAUCCCUUCUGGAAGUCGGCACGGUACUUUGUCUUCGCUCUUUUCUGGAUAAUCUGGUUGGUGAUGUUUGUGGGUGCCAUUCUAAUUGUGGUUACUUCUGCCAAAUGUGCCCCAAAGAAAGAACAGGCCUGGUUCCAGAAUACAGUAGCUUAUCAGAUCUUCACACCGUCGUUCAAAGAUUCUGACAAGGACGGUGUUGGAGACUUCAACGGAAUCGCGGAGAAGCUGAACAGCUUGAGGAAGAUAGGAAUCUCGACUAUUUGGCCUACUCCGUUGUUGCAGACCAACAAAGAUGAAUAUGACCCAGCAGCGAUUGUCAAUGGAAAUGAAAUUGACACAAGAUUCGGCACAGAAGAAGACUUGAAGAAUCUGAUUGAAGAAGUUCACGGUAUGAAGAUGAAGUUUAUUGCUGAUCUGCCACUAACCGAAUCGAGAGUCCAGAACUUGACCAAUGAAAACAAGUUGAUCGAUUUGACUAGCGACAGUGCCAUCGAGGGAUUGAAGAAGAUCGCUGUAUCAUUGUUAAAUUUGGGUGUUGACGGCAUUCAUCUUGCUCAAUACGGUCUCUCAUAUGUAAGCAAGUUAAUGAGUUUCUUACUUUUUUAAAUCUUUUUUGUUAUUAUAUAAUGUGUUAUUUAUUACUAUUUCAGAACUUUGAUGUUACCGAGAAACUAGAACAGUUGGCUGGACUAAUCCGCGAAGAAGCCAAGGAGAACUUCCACGACAACAACCCUGAGAAUCUGUUGUUGUUCAGCGACCUGCCCAUUACUCGUCCUCAACGCAACCUCAAUCUCUACACUCGUCCUCUCUACCGUUUCCCUAAUGCCACAACUUCUAUAUGCCAAGCUCAACUUUUCUACGAUUGUUUUGCUGAAAGUGCUAGGACUGGAGCUGGUCAAGUUGACCGUAAUGUGUCUAGUCUACCAUUGUGGCAGCUUGGAGAUGUAUCUCGUCCACGACCAGUCUUGAGAGGAGUCCCUAGAGAUAAGGUGCCUUUCGCUGCAGCUGCUACUACAGCUAUUCAGUUGAUGUUGCCAGGAUCGUCGUCGAUUUACUUCGGAGAAGAACUUGGAUUACCUGCUGGCACUGAUGGCAAAUCACAACAUGGCUUGAUGGCAUGGACAGAUGGAAAGAACGGUGGAUUCUCUGACAUCGACGGAAAGAUAUUCUUCCAACAGCUUCCUGACAAAGACGUCAAAGCCUUGAACUUUGAGGUAACUUAUUAGCAUUUUAAAUGUAAUUUCAAGAGGAUCACAGUACACUUUUGUUAUUGAUUACUAUUUUUUUGUAAAAUUUAUAUUUUAGACCCAAUACCAAGCCAGUCAUUCAGCUUUGAGAGGAUUCCAGAAGAUCGCUGGCCUUAAGAAUCGCGACGAAGUCUUUGUUGAAGGGAAAUUAACAGUCAAACGAAGCGACGGUCUUACUGUGUACACCAGAAGUUUGGAAGGAAACGAAAAGGUAACUUUAACAUUCAACGCAGUAUUUACUGUAAUAUAUUCUAAUCUAAUAAGAAACAUUUUCUGACUAUCUUACUAAUUAAAAUAAUUUUAGGCAUACCUCCUUGUUGUCAACAUCCCUCAACCCGGAGACUCCUCCACCAAACUGUACCCAGUCAGUUCCAAGGUUGUCGAAAACUUUGUUACAUCUCACGUUGAACUUGUGUGGAAUCAACCCAAGAACCCAGCAAUCCCAUCUCAUGUUGAACUUAACGAAAAGUUGACAUUGAAUCCUUAUGAGUACGUUCUGCUCAGAGCUACUGUCGUGAAGCCUGACAGUGCUUGA